Messenger RNA from Cantharellus anzutake, 763 nucleotides. RefSeq lists its product as uncharacterized. The transcript has a single exon. The record is from RefSeq and is a predicted model, not a curated record. Bases 159 to 677 code for a protein of 172 amino acids. Lineage: Eukaryota; Fungi; Basidiomycota; Agaricomycetes; Cantharellales; Hydnaceae.
UAAGUCCGCGCGGCCGCGGUCCUUGAAAUUCUUGUGAAACACCGAAACCUUAGAAGGCAGGGAAAGUGACCUCAGAGUCCCAUUUAUAUGGCUUAUUAGUCGGCCUGUGAUGCCUUAUCUUCAAAUUAUGAUCAAAUCUUCAUUCCUGACCACAAUUCAUGACCGGGAGGGUACCAUUUUCAUCAGGACGCUCAACUACCCUGUCACAUCUCCGGAAGUUAUUCAUAUGUACCAGGAACGGAGUCCCGUUAGUGCCAGUAGACAAAAGUUGGGCUAGGGCGACGCAUGGCCCUUUACAACAUGUUUCCAAAAAGAAUCGAGACCCCUACAACCUGAGCCGUUCGCAGGGCAUUUUCCUCAACAAGCAAGACAACGCAGUUAUCUUUCCGAUAUUGGGCGCGCCUGUUAUACCACAUCUAUAUUUGAGUCGCCAUGGUGGUUCGAAGGAUUGCGAACCCUCCAAUCUAUCCCAUCGAUCGAGCCAAUACUUGUGUGCAGGUUCGGGGCAAAAGGCUACUACAUCUAGCACUUUCGAUCCACAUCUCCUAGGCACCACGCCUGCCAGCCAUCCUCCAACUCUCGAAAGAGGCCACAUCAGCCCGGUGGCCGGCCACUUUGUAGCAUUGUCUCGGCGAGGAGUCCCCCGGUAUGCGUCAAAUCUCAGCCGUAAACCAUGAAAGUUGUGGAGAAAGGGCGCGCUGCUACUGCUUCCUCGCGACCGGAGAUACUAGAACGAACCCAAGUGCUGACCCCGCCCAGGCGC